ACAGUUUUAGAAAGGUACUGAGAUUUUUUUCAGUAGAGAGAAGCUUGAACACACGAAGAAACCAUGGCGGGAAUCGAUACACAGAAGCAGCUUCUCUCUCUGAUCCGCGAUUUCACAUCUGAAAGAUCUCGCGGAGAGCAAAGAGUUGUUGGAUUGAAGAAGAGGAUCGAGAUUUUGCAAUCGGAAAUCGAAGCAGCGAAUUCAGAAGUUGAGAAUGCGAAGCGUAUCAAAGAAGUGGCGGAAGAGGAGCUUAAUGGUUACGAAGUUGAAUUGUCUUUGAACGAUGCUACGAUUCAAUCUCUGGAGGCAAGGAUUAGUCUUCUUCAGGAUGAAGUUUCUACUGUUGGCAGUGAAGUUGAUGCUCUUAAGAACAAGGAAGGAUUUCUCAGAGAUCAGUUUAUAAGCCAAAUGGAAGAACUGAACAAGGAGAUAAGGGAGUUCCAGAAAACAGUAGAUUCGACUUUUGGCAAUGAUGAUAGUACUGGCAUAACACCAAAUGUCAAAGCUUUUGAGGAUAGUUCUGGAGCGGAUUCAGAAGCUAUCAAGGGAAUGCUAUCUGAUGUAAGUUCUCAAUUAGCAAAAGAGGAAGAAGGAUACCUGGCGGAGAAGAAGAUACAAGAACAGCUGCAGAAGGAGCUCGAUGACUAUGAGAAGAAAAUGUCACUCAUGGAGGCCAUAACAGACAAAACGAAUUCAGUGCAAGUUCUCGCUAGAUAUCCUUUAAUCCCAUUAGCUGUUGGAACAAACAUUCGCUUCACUUGGGGAGGAGCUGCAAAAGAGAUGCCGAUGCCAACAUUGCCAGGCAGAAAAUUUGGAAGUCUUGAACUUACUUCUUCAGGGAGAUCAAGAUAUGGAGGUGUCUUAGAUAAAAGCCUCUUGUGGUUGCUUGAGGUAAGAUUGAUUUACUUGGGUCUCAAGAUGGUAAGACAUUUACUUUCACCUCUCUGGAUUUAAAAAAACAAACUUGUCUAGAAAUUUUACUAAAUAUGCAAUGAUGAAGCUAACAACAGUAGUCCCAA
Arabidopsis lyrata subsp. lyrata is the source of this 1019-nucleotide messenger RNA. RefSeq lists its product as uncharacterized. Lineage: Eukaryota; Viridiplantae; Streptophyta; Magnoliopsida; Brassicales; Brassicaceae. The record is from RefSeq and is a predicted model, not a curated record.